AUGACAUGGUGUGCAGGAACAGAGAAAGAAACAGGACAAAACGUCGUCGUACUCUGGUUAUUGUCAACACAGUUAACCAACACUCCCAACACUCCCAACACUGGCAGUUUACUUUUGGCGCCAAGCGAACCGUCGAAGCCGGAAGAAAAUAAAAAAGCAUGCAAUUGGGUAGCUCUGUUUGUUUCUGCUCUCAACAAGAUCAUAGACCACUGGGACCUGGGAAAUCAGCUGAGCCUUACCAUUGAUCCCUGCACUCCAAAUGUAACAUGGGCAUCCAGUACUGCAAAUCCAAGUGUCAUUUGUGACUGUGCGGGCAGCACCUGCCACAUCACCCACCUGAAGAUAUAUGCUUUGGACAUUCUUGGUGAAAUUCCCAGAGAGCUAUUUGAGCUGAAGGAGCUGAUAGACUUGAAUCUUGGUCAGAAUGUACUAAGUGGGCCCAUCCCUGCUGAAAUUGGACAGUUAUCUAAACUUCAAUACCUCAGCUUGGGCAUAAACAAUCUGACAGGUCCCGUGCCCCCAGAGAUUGGGAACUUAUCCAAGUUGCUUUCCCUAAGUUUUGGCUCAAACCAGUUUUCUGGACCAUUGCCAAUGGAGCUUGGAAAAUUAACCACCUUACAGGAGCUAUACUUAGACAGCAGUGGAGUGACCGGACCAAUUCCUCAGGAGCUUGCCAACUUAAAAUCCCUUAACACUCUCUGGGCAUCUGAUAAUCUCUUCACUGGACAACUCCCAGAAUUCUUAGGGACUUUUGCAGAACUCAAAGACUUGCGACUUGAAGGGACAUUGCUUGAAGGCCCAAUUCCGAGCAACUUUGGUGCUCUGGUGAAACUAGACAUCUUGCGAGUUGGUGAUCUUGGUGAGGAAGAUUCUUCUCUUGGAUUUUUGGAGAAUCUCACAAGUUUGUCCACAUUGUCUUUGAGAAAUUGUCAAGUUUCCGGCAAAAUUCCAGAACAAAUUGGCAAGUUUGCUAAGUUGCAAUACCUGGAUUUGAGCUUCAACAAGUUGACUGGUCAAAUACCAAACUCAUUCCAAGAAUUUACUGUGUUACAGUUUCUAUACCUUGGAGACAAUAACUUGAGUGGAGAACUACCUACUAAUAUCAUAACUCCAAAGCUUAUUGCACUAGAUGUCUCCUUCAAUCCUAUGUCUGGGAAUUUGCCUCUAAAUUUUGUCAGAACAGGAUUUUCAAUGAAUGUGCUUGGUACAUCUAUCAAUGGAAAUGGUUUACCAGACAGGGGGGGUUUUGGAUUGUUGAAUUGCCUCCAGGGAGAUGCCAAGUGCAGUAAUCAAAUCCCAGCAUUGUCUUCAUUUUCUAUUAAAUGUGGAGGCACAAGCCAGACAUCUGCAUCCGGCAUUGAAUAUGACGACGAUUCUGAAACACUUGGAGCUGCUUCAUUCUACAAAAGCUCCAGAUGGGCAGUGAGCAGCACAGGAAACUUUGUUUUCAACUCAAAUGGACCUCGGUACAUAGCAAGCACAGAUUCUCAAAUCACAGAAACUCUAGAGUCUGAACUGUACAAGACAGCAAGACUUUCGCCAAGCUCACUGAGGUACUUUGGCCUUGAUUUGAUGAAUGGGAAAUACAUUGUUGAGCUUCACUUUGCAGAGAUAACAAUGGAAGAUGACACAAGUUCUUGGAAAGGUCUUGGAAGGCGCAUUUUCGACGUCUACAUUCAGGGUGAGAGAGUCCUCCAAGACUUCAACAUCCAGAAGGAAGCAGGGGGGUCAAAGAGAGCACUGAUAAAAACAUUCGAAACAAACGUUUCCAACACAAUCAUGAACAUCCACUUCAUGUGGGCUGGCAAAGGCACUUGCUGCAUUCCAUUGCAAGGCACAUAUGGCCCCUUAGUGUCAGCAAUCAAUGUUCGUCAAGUCCCAGGUGCUGGUAAUUCUGCAAACCGUGGGAGGAAGCGAGUGGGGAGAAUUGUGGGGAUCUCACUUGGAUGUGCAGCUGCUGUUGUGAUAGUGUCAUCAGUGUUCUACUUAUGGUGGAUAAAGGAUGAUGCACCUGGGCAUAUGAGGGUGCAUACAGACAUACCCAAGAAAUGA
Prunus armeniaca (apricot) is the source of this 2052-nucleotide messenger RNA. The record is from the annotation of a GenBank genome assembly. Lineage: Eukaryota; Viridiplantae; Streptophyta; Magnoliopsida; Rosales; Rosaceae.